This is a messenger RNA of Danio aesculapii, 8785 nucleotides long. It is a transcript of the gene p2ry4, whose product is annotated as pyrimidinergic receptor P2Y4. The record is from RefSeq and is a predicted model, not a curated record. NCBI's taxonomy places the organism in Eukaryota, Metazoa, Chordata, Actinopteri, Cypriniformes, Danionidae. Gene Ontology annotation, molecular function: G protein-coupled UTP receptor activity; G protein-coupled purinergic nucleotide receptor activity. Gene Ontology annotation, cellular component: plasma membrane. Gene Ontology annotation, biological process: transepithelial chloride transport; G protein-coupled receptor signaling pathway.
AUGAAUUCUUUAAGGAAAAAUGUCUCAGGGAAUUUUUCCCUUCCUUACGACUCACUGAUGCCGAUGUCUUCGAAGGAAGUGAACUUCAGCUGUACUUUCGAUGAGGAGUUCAAAUAUAUUCUUCUGCCCGUUUCAUAUUCCCUGGUGUGUUUCUUCGGACUAAUCCUGAACUCUGUGGCUCUGUGGAUGUUCAUCACUAAGAUGAGGCCUUGGAAACCCAGUACGGUGUAUAUGUUUCAUCUGGCCCUGUCAGACACAUUGUACGUGCUCUCCUUGCCUAUGCUUAUAUACUACUAUGCAAACCGCAGCCACUGGCCUUUUGGCGUUGUCCUCUGUAAGAUUGUACGGUUUCUUUUUUAUGCCAACUUAUACUGCAGCAUCCUUUUUCUCACUUGCAUCAGUGUGCAUCGCUACCUUGGCAUCUGUCACCCCAUUCGUUCUCUGACUUUAAUAAAGCCACGCCAUGCACACAUGGUCUGUGGUUUUGUCUGGACAGCAGUGAUAGCCUGUCUGGUGCCCACACUCAUUUUAGUCAACACUUCUAGAAAUGGAAAUAGCACUUUGUGUCACGACACAAGUCGCCCUGAAGAAUUUCACAACUUCGUAACCUACAACUCCGUGGUAAUGGUGUUGCUUUUUAUUCUGCCAUUUCUAGUCAUCAUGGUUUGCUACUGUUUAAUGGCACGGGCCCUUUGCCAACCCCGAAAGGGCCUGGCCCAAAAUCAGCAAAGUUCAUCUCGGAAGAAGUCCGUUAAACUCAUCAUAGUGGUACUGGUUGUGUUUGCAAUCUGCUUUGUUCCCUUCCACAUCACUCGCACCCUCUACUACGCCUAUCGUAUUUUUGAUGCAGAUUGCAAGACUCUUAAUAUUGUCAACUUUUCAUAUAAAAUCACUCGCCCGCUUGCUAGUGUCAACAGCUGUUUGGACCCUAUCCUCUACUUCCUGGCAGGGGAUCACUACCGCUCUAAACUCCUCCGAGUGCUCACUAGACAGACUCCGAACACUCGUUCUACUGCAUAUGAGUACGCACCUAAUGGCAUAAACAUAGAACUGGCCUUUAAGAACCCAGAUGCCCAAGCUGGCAAGGAUUCGAGACUCUAGAGCAACAUACCCAGACAUUUUGGGUAAUCGUUUUUAAAAACAGUUCUGGACGACUGCCUCAAAUAUUUCGAUAAAUCCCAAGUGUACUCUGUCAACAGCUGUGUCUUCAAAGUCAGACAUUCAGAAGAAUUCAGGACAGUCUUGUUGUAUACAAUACAGGGGAGAUAAAGGAGACUCUCUGGAGGAAAGGAUGUGGUAUCUGCUCCCUUUUGUGCACUCCUAAUGUUUUUUCCCAUUCAGUGUGAUUGUGGGUAAUGUAGAGCAGCUCAUUUCUUGAAAGCACCGAUGACCAAUCACUCCUGCGGGUUACCUGUAAUGUUGAAGUUUCUCACUGUUGGUCAAGGACAGAACUUGGCAGUGUUGGGGUUCUGUCAACAUUGGAAACAAAACACACUCUAUAUCCCGGAGGUGGACUCUGGCCUGAGACUGUUACUACAGAAGUGCCAGCACAAAGCCUUUUGUGUGUUCUCUUAUGUCUGAAGGUCCUAUAUUAGGAAAUGAAGGUGUGAAAUCUACUAAAGACUGGAGUUCUGUAGUAUUUCAUCAAUACUAAAAAAUCUGUUGUGAUUUUAUCAAAGAAUACCUUUUUAUUUUACAGAUUAUGUUGAUCCAUUUUAAAAGGGAGAGAGUUUUAAAAUUUAAUUCAUUUGAAUUAAACCGAUACGGCAAGCUGUGUUAACAUUGAAUCUGCAAACCUUGUAGGUUAUCUAUUUUCAUGCUACCUAUUCUAUAGAUACAAUUUUUUUCAAUAAGUCCUAGCACUUAUUCAUUAGCUAGUACUGCUUUAUUUUUAGAUGAUAAUGGUUAUUCUUUAGUUUCUAGCAGGGUGUGAAUUACAGUGAGAUUUGUGGAAUAGGAUGGGGGGGGACCCCACCAAUUAACUUGAUCACCCAUUUAAAAACACCAAAACAACAUGUGUGAGUGAAGGUCUGCUCUUUAAAUAGUGUACAAAUAGUUUGCACUGAUCUGUAUCUUUUAAGGCAAUGAAGUGGCACAGUAGGUAGUGCCAUUGCCUUACAGCAAGAAGGUCGCUGGUUCGAGCCUCGGCUGAGUCAGUUGGCGUUUCUGUGUGGUGUUGCAUGUUCUCCCGUGAGUUUCAUCUAGGCGCUCUGGUUUCCCCCACAGUCCAAAGACAUGCGAUACAGGUGAAUUGGGUAGGCUAAAUUGUCUGUAGUGUAUGAGUGAGAGUGAGUGUGUAUGGAUGUUUUCCUGAGAUGGGUUGUGGCUGGAAGGGCAUCCGCUGCGUAAAACAUGUGCUGGAUAAGUUGGCGGCUUAUUCCGCUGUGGCGAGCCCCGAUUAAUAAAGGGACUAAGCCGACAAGAAAAUGAAUGAAUAAAUGUAACUUUUAAAUAAUAAUAAAACAAAUAUUAAGUUAAUAUAAAUAUAAAAUUGACCACCACUAUAAUGGUUCAUACUAUUGUCAAUACAUAAUUGUUCACAGCAGGAAAAUAUUUAGUCAGUGAUCUGAAUCUGUCAGAUCUAACCUGAUGAUAGAAACCGUAAGUGUUCAAAAUCUACAUGUAGCUGAAAAAUAAAGUCAACGUACACUCAUAGGCGCAGUUUCACAAACAGGGUUUAGAUAAAUUAGGGUACUUAAUUCGCUUUGAUAAAAAUGCCCCCACAAAAAUAAAUUAUUUUUGUGAAACUGGAGACAAGCCAAUGUCCCUAAUGUAUUUUAAGAUAUCUUACUUUAAUUUAAUUUCAUUUGACACCGCGCUAAUGUGAAAUAUAGUCUACACUGUAAAAAAAAGCUGGGUUUCACGCAAUCUGUGUUGGAACAACAUGAAAGAAUUAAGUUAACUUAUGCAAAUUUAAGUGAAUUGAACAUAAAACAAUUAAAUUGUCCUCAAAAAUCAUCCCCAAUCUUAUUUUAAAUAAGUAGUUUGAACAAACAGCAUACGUGAUUUUUUUUUGGAGCGUACCACUAUAGCCUAAAGCCUUGUAUGUGAAACCGGGGGAUAGUAUGUCAGUGUGACACAGUGAUUGUCAUUGUGUUUCAGCAAAAUUUGCUGUUUCAUUUAAAAAAAAAAAGGUCACAUUUGAGAAUCACGUCUGUUGAAAUAGCCCAUCACAGGUUACUGUAAAUCAGAAUCUAAUCAUUAUCCCUAAAAACACUGAAAUCAUAAAUAUGUUUGAUUAAUAAAUGCGAUCUAAUUGACUUAAGUAUAAAUUUGGUUUACUGAGGCAUCUGUAUUACAAUAACUGCAAAAAAAAAUUCACCUGUUAGUCGCAUAAUUUGUAUACUGGUUACUAGACCGAGGCGAUUUGGCCUAAAAUCACAAUCUCAAUUAAUUGAACAUUUUAACUCUGUUACGAAUAAGGAAGGAUUAUUUUAUUUAUUUAUUUAACUUUUUUGCCGUCAUAGCUCACUGACAAAUUUUGUAAAUUAAAUAUGCUCAUAUUACAAGUGAGAGAUUUUUCAAUUGAAGGGUGAAUUACAACACAUACUAUUUAAUAUCCAUGAUUAUUUAUUGAAAAUCAACAUCGAACAACUGAAAUUAACCCGCACAUUGCCUAAAAUGAACAGUCACAUAACUCCACAUGCGGUAGGGAAAGCAAUUGAAAAAAAAAAACAGUUUGAAAAAAUUUGAUAGAAUAUUCUGAAUGUCGAUUUUGAUUACUUUUCGAUUAAUCCCCCAGCUCUACUGGUUACUAGGGCUAUUUUUUUGUUGUUUGAGGAGAUUAUUGCUUAUGCAUUAGAUACUAGCAUUUAUUUAUUAGACACUGGCACCUAUUAUUAGAUGAUAGUAUUUAUUCUUGCUAUGUCUUUUUAUAUUAGUUUCAGUAAAAUUAUUGUUGAAUAUGCAAAUGUUUAUAUGAUUAAUUUACAAUACAGUUUAAAAAAUAAAUAUUUUGUCUUUUAGUAGAGAUGUUAUAUAUGGUGGAACAAGUGGAUCUAAUUAGAUUUGUAUUGUAAACCUGAAAUAGAAUUUUGUUUUUAGUUCCCACACUAGUUCCUGUAUUUAAUCUUGCACUGCCUAUGAAUAACUAUUUGAUUGUAAGUGUUAAGAACCAGUAUCUAACAAAUAGAAACCAGUGUUUAUGUGCAAGUACUAGGGCUGCACGAUAUUGUAAAAAUCUGACAUUGCGAUAUUUUGUUUUGUUGCUAUAUACAGUUGAAGUCAGAAUUAUUAGUCCCCCUGAGUUAUUAGCCCCCACAACCCCCCCACCCGCUUAUUUUUUUCCCCUAUUUCUGUUUAACAGAGAGAUUUUUCUCAACACAUUUCUAAACAUAAUAGUUUUAAUAACUCAUUUCUAAUAACUGAUUUAUUUUCUUUGCCAUGAACACAGUAAAUAGUAUUUGACUAGAUAUUUUUUAAGACACUUCUAUACAGCUUAAAGUGGUAUUUAAAGGCUUAACUAGGUUAAUUAGGUUAUUGUAUAACACAUUUUUGUUCUGUAGACUAUUAAAAAAUAGCUUAAAGGGGCUAAUAAUUUUGACCUUAAAAUGGUUCAUAAAAAAUUUAAAACUGCUUUUAUUCUAGCCUAAAUAAAACAAGACUUUCUCCAGAAGAAAAAAUAUUAUCAGACAUACUGUGAAAAUUUCCUUGCUCUGUUAAACACUAUUUGGGAAAUAUUUACAAAAGAAAAAAAAUUCAAAGGGGGGCUAAUAAUUCUGACUUCAGCUGUAUAUAUUGCGAAAUGAAUAUCAAUUCACUAGAUGAUUUGAACAGCUCUAUUGGGAAAAAAGUCUGGAUUUUAGGUUGACUGGAGUAAUCAAGCGUUUUUAAAAGCUAAAUAAACAGGGCUUUAAGGUUUUUCUGGUGAGUAUUCAAAUGCAAUCAAAUGUAAAACAGCAUGGUCAACAUUGUAUUAAUAACAAACAAAUAAACAAUCUAAUCUUGCGGUGCGACUACUGCGCAUACACAUAUUGCGAUAUCGAUGCUCAAACGAUAUAUUGUUCAACCCUAGCAAGUACUAAUGUCUAUUUAAUAGAUUGUAGUAACCAAUAAUAGAACUAAUCCUAAAGAAUAAACACUAGUAACCAGUAAACAAGUAUCACUUCUUAAUGGAAAAGAUAGUAUCUAAAAAAUAAGUACUAGUGGCAUGAACGUAGAUACUGAACAUAGAUAAUACGUCCCGAUGUUUUAUAGAUUGUUAACAUGGCUUGAAAUAAAUGGAAAUAUGAAUGCCUAUUGGAGACCUUGAGGUAAAAGUUGAAUGGCUGCGGGGGAAGCUGAAGCUGAAUGCAGUGGUUCAGUUAUUCCCCGUUGGCUUUCUUCAUUCCUCGUACAGCUGUUUUUGUCCUUUUGGCUGAGACGAUCUACAGCUGUGUUGCCGUACAUGUGUGUUUGUGUAUUUGUGGGUAAUUGCAUAGCAGGGCUGAAUGAAGAUAAAAGAUUGAAGAAAUCACAUCCGUGUUGCCGUAGCCAGAUCUGCUUUUUCCCCCCAUCCGGAUGUAACCUCUCUGGGAAUGUUUGCGAGUUUGUUUUUUUGUUAUUUCAUGUUUAGUUUCUUUUAAAAGUGUUGUAAAUAGUUUGUGACAUUUCUCUGGUCAUGGUGUUUGUUUAACUUUGGAUUGUAUUUACGGAAAAUGUUUUGUAUUUACGUUGGAUUGACUUGAGCUUUUCUUGAAUAAUCAGUUUUAUAGGCUUCUCUGUGAAACAAACAAAAUCACUAAUAUAAAUCAGAGAGAGACUGCAAUUAUCGCACACUUGUUUACGUUUUGUUAAGUAGACCAAUGGGAGCUGUUUUAUUUAGAACAUGCUGAGAAUGUGAUGUAAAUCUGAUCAUAUUUUUGUAUUGAAAGAUUUUAUAUUUUACAGAAUAACUUGAUGUCAAUGAACUGUAUAACAUUGUCAUUACAAUGUAGUGGGAAUUUUUUUUCUAUGUAGAACUCAGGCGUGCCCAAACUUUUUUCGUAUGAAGGGCCAAAAACCAAAUAUCAUAGAGAGCCAUGGGCCGAAAGUAAAUAUACCAAUAUUACAUUAAAGUCGGCAUGGGUAAUUUCCUAAUUUUUUCAAUACUAUUUCAAAAUAAAUAGAUAAUAAAACAUUACUUUAAAUCAUAUUAAUUAGUGCAGUUUAACAUUUAAAAUGAAGCUUAUUGCAAUAAAAAAAACAUGAACAGCGAAAUUUAUAACACAGUGGAGUUCAAUGCUGAAUACACUAGUCAUGCAGAAUCAGCCUUUGCCUUGAUUUGCUCACCAAAGUCUAUGAACUUGUAAAUUAUAAUACACUUGUAAAUUACACAGUAUUUAGCUGUAUUAUGAACCAUAUUUUACCGUAGGACAGUUAUGCAGUAUGUUACUGUAUUUUAAAGUUGCAUGGGAAAAUUACUGUAUAUUUUACAGUAAAAAUACUGUAAAUACACAUAGCAAGAUAAAUGGUGCUGUAAAUGUAAAUACAGUAUUUAUGCUGAUAUACAGUAAGUUACUGGUGAACUGCUGCCAGAAAGUUACUGUAGAUUCUAAAGGAAAUUGUUAACAGUGUACAUUUACUAUUUAAUAAAACAUUUAAUUUCAGUUAGGUUUUAACAAUAAAACCAACAAAAAAGGUUUCAUUUAGAUUCAAAAUGACAACCCCUAAACAUCUCCAUCGUUCUUCCUCUCUUCUCAAAUGGGAUAGUGGGCCAAAUCACAGCUUACCAUGGGCCAACUUUGCCUCGUGGACCCUAAUAUGGACAUCUCUGGUAUAACUAUAUUGAAGCAUAUACACUCUAAACAUUAUUUAUAAUUAAAACAAAUGUCCUUCCUUAUAAUAAAAUCAACCUUUUUUUAUAAUUGAUGUAAAUCAGACAAUAAUAGUUUUACAAUUAAUAGUUUGUAAUUAUCAUUCUUUGAUAUUGCUGCAUUUAAAUUUAAGAUUUUAUAAAUAUACACACCUAUGAACAUUUUUUUAGAGACAACUUAAAAAUUCAGUUUUCCUGGAUUUAGGUGUGUGUUUGGGUAAAAUAUUAAUAUGACUAAUUAAAUUUUAAUUCCUUUCUUUUUUAUUAAAAAACUUUUGGUAAGACUUUAAUUUGAUAGUCCCUAUUGCACAUUUUGUUGACUAAAGGUUGCAUUGCAACUACAUGCCAAUUAAUUCUCAAUUUAGUAUUAGUAGACUGUCUGCUUAAUAUCUGCUGAUACUGCUCCUUCAACAGAUAUUUAACUGACUUUAAGAAACUUUGCAAGUACAUGUGAACUUACACUAACCAUAACCCAAAUCCCAACCUAACAGUCUACUUCUAAUAUAAUGAGAAUUAGAUGGCAUGUAGAUGCAGUGUAACUUAAAUUCAACAAAAAUGCGUUAAAGAGACCAUCAAAGUAAAGUGAUACAAAUGUUUUUUUUUAUCUUUUUAAUGUCUGAUAACACUUUUUCCAAAUUAAUUAUUGUCAUUUAAGGCAAUUUAAAUGAAAGUUUUAGUCCCCAUUUAGGGACAAGUAAAUGACAGUUUGUGAGAAUAACAAAUGUUUUUGGUUGAAAUGGUUGAAAAUCAGAGUUUAUCCACAAAACCUUGAUUUCUUAACAUUGGUGUUGUGCAAAAAUGAAUAUAAAUGUAAAAAUGUGGCACCAUUUUGGUGUUUUAUGAAAACAAAAAGUCAUUUGCAGAAUAAAACAAAAAUAUAAACUCUAAAUGACAAAUACAUGAAAACUGAGAAUUUCCAAGUGGCCUCCAGUUUUAAUUUCCAUAGCUGUAUAUAAUAUGGCUUUUUUAAGAUUGUGAAACAGAAACUAUGAGGGCUCAGAGAAAAAGCUCUUUAAUUUAGUCAUUUGGUCAGUAGAGGUCCCCAGAGCUGUUUUCAAAUGCAUUAGCUUCACAUCCUUAAACUUUGUCUCCACUCUCUUUUAAUAUGGUAAAUAGACCUGAUGUCUUCUUUUGUUGUAGGGUUGUUGAGGUCAUGAAUAUGCACAUGAGAUGGAGAUUUUAUACCUCACACUUUUCUCACACUAAAAAGCCAGACAUAAUAAUAACCAUGAAGUUAGACAAGGCCCAUGCAAUGUGUGCAAUAAUGAAAAUCCUCAGAAAAUGUGCGUUUCCAUUUGUUAUGGCUUUAUUAUUAGAAUAAGGAAAAAAAACUCUGAACAAUUGUAAACCAGUAGUACAAAUAAAAGCAAAUUAUGUGUUAGAUUUCUGUUCCUAAACUGAAAAGCACGUGAUUGUGAUUGAUUAUUGAAUGUUUGUGAUUGAUUAUUUUGUAUUGCUUUACUUUUACAGAUAAAUAUCUCUAAAGUGUUGGAGGGAUAUAUUAUGUAUGUUUUGUUGUGGACUAACAGUCAUGAUUUGUCCUCCCCCUCGUUCUGCUUUAUAUCCUCAUCUGUUUUCAUGCUCUCAUUCUUGUUAAGGGCCCAAGGACAGGGUUGGGAGCCCCUGAUAAAGAAAUCAGUGUUGUGAGCACUGCAAUACAAUCAUAAAGACAUUGAGCAAUAAAAAAUGUAACUGCCGGAGAAACACGUUUUUCCCAUCGGUUCUAGCAAUAAGUAACCUUUAUCGGUUGUUUGAGCUGUUCAGCAAGGCAAAACAGAGCUCUUAUUCAAUAUAAAGAGAAUAUUUUAUAUAUGUUGUAUAUCAUUUCAGUCAUGAAUAGGUCAAAUAAAAAAAUAUAUAUUUUAAGUUCAGAUAUUUAACCCUGUAUAUUAGACACCUUGAUUUAUAGAACACAUUCACUUAAAUGCUAUACUCCAAUUUAGUUAAGUUUAUGUGACAAAUUAUGUUGUCUGGCAUAUUCACAAAAAAUCAUUUGUUUAGAUAUUAUGACGG